CGUCUGGCCCGGUCCACCCUCCUCCUCAUCCCCCUCUUUGGGAUCCACUACACUGUGUUUGCCUUCUCACCGGAGGACGUCAGCAAGAAAGAGAGGCUGGUGUUUGAGCUGGGGCUGGGAUCUUUUCAGGUAACACACUCCCUCCUUAGACUAGUGGGCUCGUGUAUUAGCAGUGACUCUGAGAGCAUUGUUGAAAAGGACGAACACUGUUCAACUGCUCAUCUCUCCUCUCUUGUUUUCCUCUUCAGGGUUUUGUUGUGGCUGUGCUCUACUGUUUCCUCAAUGGAGAGGUAGGAGGCUUCUGAUGUGACUGAUGAUUAGUGUCAUUAACAAUAACUGAUGUGAACUUUCUGCCUUCAGUAUUAGACUAAGUAGUAGUGUUAGUAACCACCUAGUGGACUAGACUAUGACAUUAUAACUCUGUUAUUGUUUAGUAACCACCUAGUGGACUAGACUAUGACAUUAUAACUCUGUUAUUGUCUGUUAUUCCAGGUGCAGUCUGAGGUCAAGAGGAAGUGGCGGAGCUGGAGGGUGAACCGUUACUUUACUGUGGAUCUGAAUAACCAGCAGCGCCACCCAUCCCUGGCCAGCAGCGGGGUUAACGGGGGGGGACAGCUCUCCAUGCUCAGUUCCAAGAGCUCCUCUGUCUUACAGAUACGCAUGGUGGACCCCCUGGCCGAGACACCGUCCACACUCAACCUGCCCACC
Coregonus sp. 'balchen' is the source of this 708-nucleotide messenger RNA. The record is from the annotation of a GenBank genome assembly. NCBI's taxonomy places the organism in Eukaryota, Metazoa, Chordata, Actinopteri, Salmoniformes, Salmonidae.